AUACAACCGUCGACGAUAUAUAUAAUGGUUGCGUUCGGGUAAUUUUUUUAAUUACGAUUCGCCCGGCUCUCUUAUCGUGCGUCGCAGGUCGUACAAUAAUCGCAAGAACUAGCAACGCAAACUUAACUUCCGAACGACUCGUAAUGCGUAAUUAGUGCAAUAUAUAAAGGCCUCGCGAACGCAAAUUACCUGCGAACAGUAUCGAGUACAGGGAGUGGCCCAACGAUUUUUGUGUCGAUUCACGUGGUCAACGUUGCGAAAACAUCACCGACAAUCGUGUGAUCGGUUAUUCGCACUGAUAAUAACUCUCGCGAUCGCGGCCAGUGAUAACAACAGUGGCGGAGGUCUCUUUUUGACCUCCUUUCGAGGUAGCUAAACCGACUAUAUUUCCUAUUUUCCGCAGAAAAAUGAAGAUCGUAGCGUUCGGGCUUAGCCUGUUCUGUAUCCUUGUCUGGGCAGUUAAGACGAACGGUGAUCAGUUGUCAUUUUGGUCGUACGUCGUAGCGGCAUUAAUGUUGCCGCUUUUACUUUUCCGUGCGUUUACUGGCUUAUAUGCGUACGUGGAACAUGACGCGUUUGGAUCUAAUAUGUUUGAAGAGUUCCUUGAAAAAUUGAAGACCAUAAUGCAAACCGGAAAUGACACGCUCGGAAUUCCGGUGCUUGAUCCAUUCAUCGCGGAUCAGGUCGGACCGAUCCUGAUUGACGAUGAAAUGAUAAAAUUGGACGCUCUUUUGACAAACGUCAAAGUGGACGGCCUGUCCGCAUACAAUGUCAACCAUGGUGACUUCAAGAUAAUUGGUAUGAAACUCAUGAUGAACCUUUCUUGGCCGUUGAUAGUCGCGAGUACAAAUUAUGCCAUGAAGGGUAAAGCCGACAAUUUUGAAAUUUACGGCAAUGGCGAAAUGGAAAUAUCCCCACAGGACCUUUCUUUCGAAACGGAAAUUGGUUUUACAAUGGACGGCAAAUAUCUUAAAGUGAGGAGCAUGGAAUUGAAGAUUUUCUUGAAAGCGCUUAAUUUUCACGCGACAGGUCUUUUCGACGAUGACGAAUUGUCCGAACUACUAAGCGCUGUAAUCUCCGAUAUGAUGCCUCAGCUGAUCGAGGAUUAUCAUGACACGAUUACAGGCAAACUUAUUCCUCUCGUCACGCAGAAGCUCAACGCUUUUCUGUCUACUAUGACGCUAGCAGAGCUAUUGAGAUUAAUAGGUCUUUAGUAUCAGUUUUUUUCGUCAUAAGUAUGUCAUUCUCACUGUCAUUCGAUCAAUCGUUUAUACAGUCGCGACACUUAAUCGAUUAAGCGAUGAGAUGUAUGAUAUAAUGCGUGUGAAUAGCAUGUAUUGAUAAUAUCAAGAAGAAAUAGAAAUGCAUACUAAUUACUGGAAAUUUAUAUUUUUUGAAUAAAUAUAGUUUUUAAAAUUGCUAACAAAAGUAAUAUAAUUAUUACCGUAAUUAUUAAUAAAAAAUUACAAGUGUGAGAGAAUAUUUUUUUUUCUUUUAUUGUAAUUUUUUUCUACCCUGCAUUAUUUUUGGCUACACACGACAUAUUAUCGUAUUAAAAAUUUUAAAAGAACAUGUCUUAUAAUGCAUGUCAAAAGGCGCGGAAAAAAGUGUACCUAUAUACUUCGUAUUAUCUAUAAUAUAUUAAUUCUAUACAAAAUUAUUCUGAGAAAACGUAUACGCAUAUAUUUUUUUACUCACUGUAUA
Molecule: messenger RNA, 1704 nt
Organism: Formica exsecta
Lineage: Eukaryota; Metazoa; Arthropoda; Insecta; Hymenoptera; Formicidae
Exons: 6
Coding region: 408-1214 (268 amino acids)
Source: RefSeq, a predicted model, not a curated record